Messenger RNA from Spinacia oleracea (spinach), 1263 nucleotides. Its product is annotated as auxin-responsive protein IAA1. Gene Ontology annotation, biological process: regulation of DNA-templated transcription. The transcript has 5 exons. Gene Ontology annotation, cellular component: nucleus. The record is from RefSeq and is a predicted model, not a curated record. The coding region runs from base 98 to 715 and encodes 205 amino acids. Lineage: Eukaryota; Viridiplantae; Streptophyta; Magnoliopsida; Caryophyllales; Amaranthaceae.
GUGCUUUCAUAACUUUCACUUUGUCUAAUUUUCCCUCUACAGAAAAACCAAUCAACAAAAAAAAAAACCAAAAAAAAACUUUUAGCCAAAAAAAUAAAUGGAAAAUCAAGAAGUUUCAACAAUGGAUUUCAAGGAAACUGAGUUAUCUCUUAGAUUACCAGGAGAAAAAGUGCAAAUUUUGGAAGAAAAAUCGGUUAUUAAAAGGCGGUAUUCGGAUACUUUGGAUUUGAACCUUGGCCGUGAUGAUUCUAAUUGCAAUAAAGUUGCUAGAAAUGGUGAUUAUGAACAAAUUAAGCAAUCUAAUGCUCCUAAACCCCCUCCUCCUUCCAAGACACAAUUGGUAGGGUGGCCACCAGUGAGAGCAAGUAGGAAGAAUGUGAUGAAGAGUUACAAAUAUGUAAAGGUUGCAGUUGAUGGAGCUCCAUAUCUUAGGAAAGUGGAUCUUGAAUUAUACAAUACUUAUCAAGAACUCUUAAAGGGUUUGGAAGAUAUGUUUUCUUCCUUCACUAUCCGUAAUUUCUUUAAUGAUGGAAAAUUAAUGGACCCUGUGAAUGGAUCUGAUUAUGUACCAACUUAUGAGGACAAAGAUGGUGAUUGGAUGAUGGUUGGAGAUGUUCCUUGGAAUAUGUUUGCUGAAUCAUGCAAAAGAAUUCGGCUUAUGAAGAGCUCAGAAGCUGUUGGAUUAGAACCAAGAACACCCUCCAAGGUCGACUAACUAUAUGAAAAGUUAAAUCCGAUCAAGGACGACAUGGACGAGAAACUCAGAAACAAAGUCGAUCUACACAUUAGAUUCUUAAAUCAAACAUAUCGUGUCAAUCCGAAUUGUGCAGAUCAAAUUUUGGCACACAUAUACGUGAAAUAAGAGAAAGGUUGUCUAAGUGCGAUGUUUCGUUACUUAAAAAAUGCUCUUAUUAUGCUUCUAAUUUUGGGAUUAGGCAUGUGAGGCAUGGUGGUUAAUUACAGUUAAUUAAGGUUUAUAGUAUAAAAAAUAUAGUUGGAGCUCACUUCCCUACCUUAAGAAAAGGAAGUUGGAGUGAAACAUACAUGUAGAGAUCGAAUUGAAUGACACCCUCAACGGGUUCAAUGUUCGUUGUUUAUUUCCUUUAUUUGUUUUUUUAUGUUGUUUUUAUAGAUUUAUGGCUUAAUUAACAUGAUUUCUUUUUUAUUGUAUAAGAUCAUUAUAUUACUUAUUAUAAUGGUUUUCGAUAUUGUUGUACAAAUUAUUAACAUCAAAUAGUCAAAUACUAUCCUUUGUACUCUAUA